AUGAACGCGAGCGCAUCCUCGCUCAACGAGUCCCAGGUGGUGGCAGUGGCGGCCGAAGGAGCGGCGACAGCGGUCACAGCGGCAGGGGCGCGAGACGCCGGUGAAUGGGGACCCCCUGCAGCGGCAGUGGCGCUGGGGGGCGGCGGCGCGGCUAACGGGUCGCUGGAGCUGUCUUCGCAGCUGCCGGCGGGGCCGCCCGGGCUGCUACUGUCGGCGGUGAAUCCAUGGGACGUGCUGCUGUGCGUGUCGGGAACGGUGAUCGCAGGCGAAAAUGCGCUGGUAGUGGCGCUCAUCGCGUCCACCCCGGCGCUGCGCACGCCCAUGUUCGUGCUGGUGGGCAGCCUGGCCACCGCCGAUCUGCUAGCGGGCUGCGGCCUCAUUCUGCACUUCGUGUUCCAGUACGUGGUGCCCUCCGAGACGGUAAGCCUGCUCACCGUGGGCUUCCUCGUGGCCUCCUUUGCUGCCUCAGUCAGCAGCCUGCUGGCCAUCACGGUGGACCGUUACCUGUCCCUCUACAACGCGCUGACCUACUACUCGCGCCGGACCCUGUUGGGCGUGCACCUCCUGCUCGCCGCCACCUGGACGGUGUCCCUAGGCCUCGGGCUGCUGCCGGUGCUCGGCUGGAACUGCUUGGCGGAGCGCUCUGCCUGUAGCGUGGUGCGCCCGCUCACGCGCAGCCACGUGGCGCUGCUCUCCGCUGCCUUCUUUGCGGUCUUCGGCAUCAUGCUGCACCUGUACGUGCGCAUCUGCCAAGUGGUCUGGCGCCACGCGCACCAGAUCGCGCUGCAGCAGCAUUGCCUGGCACCGCCCCACCUCGCGGCCACCAGAAAGGGUGUGGGUACGCUGGCCGUGGUGCUGGGCACUUUCGGCGCCAGCUGGCUGCCCUUCGCCAUCUACUGCGUGGUGGGCAGCAGCGAGGACCCUGCUGUCUACACCUACGCCACCCUGCUGCCUGCCACCUACAACUCCAUGAUCAAUCCUAUCAUCUAUGCCUUCCGCAACCAGGAGAUCCAGCGCGCCCUGUGGCUCCUGUUCUGUGGCUGUUUCCAGUCCAAAGUGCCCUUCCGCUCCAGGUCCCCCAGUGAGGUCUGA
Molecule: messenger RNA, 1092 nt
Organism: Diceros bicornis minor
Lineage: Eukaryota; Metazoa; Chordata; Mammalia; Perissodactyla; Rhinocerotidae
Gene: GPR6
Product: G protein-coupled receptor 6
Exons: 1
Coding region: 1-1092 (363 amino acids)
Biological process (GO): G protein-coupled receptor signaling pathway
Cellular component (GO): membrane
Molecular function (GO): sphingosine-1-phosphate receptor activity
Source: RefSeq, a predicted model, not a curated record